Messenger RNA from Chenopodium quinoa (quinoa), 1773 nucleotides. Its product is annotated as pirin-like protein. NCBI's taxonomy places the organism in Eukaryota, Viridiplantae, Streptophyta, Magnoliopsida, Caryophyllales, Amaranthaceae. The transcript has 7 exons. The record is from RefSeq and is a predicted model, not a curated record. The coding region runs from base 553 to 1527 and encodes 324 amino acids.
UGACGAUGUAUUGACAUCAUAACGAUCUUAUUUAGGUAAGAGAUUCACAUGUCACAACAGAAAUAAUGCAAAAAUCUUUUGAGGUUUAAAAAAAUAAAUAAAUAAAAAUAAAAAAAACCCUCUUAUUAUUUGGUCAUGAUGACAUAAGAAUAGAAUCAUCAUCAAAGUUGGUCAGUUGAAUAUAAGUGGAGAAAUGUCCUUAAAAAUCUACAUCAUCCAUGAUCCCACCCCCAUUAUUUUCUCCACACGCACACCCUCACCCAACCACAAUAUUUUCAUUCAAUUUCGGCCCAUUUACAAUCUUCCAUAUUCAUUUCACUUCCAUUUUUAUACUUUAUAUUUUUAUUUUUUUUGGUAACAACGCAAUCACAUUUCAAUUAAUAUUAAAUCCUUCUAGAAAACCCAUUUUGAAUUCCCUCUUUUUUUUUUUUAUGACAUGUUCUUUAUUUGUCACCUAUCUUCACAUAUAAUAAAUACAGACAUAGUUCUACAACAUCACAAAGCCAAAUCAUCCAAUAAUAAACCAAAAAUAAUUGGUACGACUUUUUUUGAAUGAGAUUUGCUGCUAUAAACAACUUCUAUAGAAUACUACUGUUCCAUCCCCAAAACACACCAAAAAUAAGAUCAUUUUGUACCAUUUUUGCUACUACAAACACGUCUUCUGAAUUCAACUCCCCGAGACAGGUUGUUGAGAAGGUUUUAGCUGAAUCGCAACGCGAAGGCGAUGGGGCUACAGUUCGACGUAGCAUUGGCAGGCCAGGACUAAAGUUUUUGGAUCCUUUUCUUAUGUUGGAUGAAUUCUCAGUUUCUGCACCAGCUGGAUUUCCAGAUCAUCCACACAGAGGAUUUGAGACAGUUACAUACAUGUUGGAGGGUGCUUUUGCUCAUCAAGACUUUGCUGGACAUAAGGGAAUCAUUAGAACUGGUGAUGUGCAGUGGAUGACAGCAGGAAGAGGGAUAGUUCAUUCUGAGAUGCCUGUUGGGGAAGGAGUCAACAAGGGUUUACAACUUUGGAUCAAUUUAUCAUCCAAAGAUAAAAUGAUUGAGCCGAAUUAUCAAGAAUUGUUAAGUGAAGACAUACCAAGAGCAGUGAACGACGGAGUAGAGGUACGAGUAAUAGCUGGAGAAUCAAUGGGAGUUCAUUCACCAGUUUAUACAAGGACUCCAACCAUGUACCUUGACUUUACACUGCAACCAGGAGCUCAAUUCUCUCAACUAAUACCCGAGUCAUACAAUGCCUUCGUCUACGUUGUAGAGGGUGAAGGCGUUUUUGGGUCAUCGAGUUCAAAACCAAUGUCAGCUCAUCACUGCCUUGUUUUGGGUCCUGGAGAUGGCCUAAAUGUAUGGAAUGUGUCAUCAGACUCGCUACGAUUUGUGCUUAUUGGAGGGCAGCCCUUAAAUGAACCGGUGGUGCAAUAUGGUCCCUUUGUGAUGAAUACGCAAGCAGAAAUCGAGAAGACAUUUGAGGAUUAUCAAUUAGGCAAGAAUGGAUUCGAAAUGGCCAACUACUGGAGGUCUCAGCCAUAGUAGGUUGCUGCAGUUACAUUCUGUGUGCUUUUGUGUUUUCUCGUAUUUCCUUAGAGAAUAAUAAGUAAAUAACUACUAGUAUUACUUCGUUCACAUUAUUAUAUGUUUUUUCUUACCUUUUAUUGCUAUUAUAGUUGAAUGAUCGAUUACUUAACCAUUUACUUUGAAUAAACAUUAGUUUUCCUUAUAUUUGUAUAUUACACUAUGUUAGAAUGAAUGCUAGAACUCGUGAUCCUACAUACAAAA